Messenger RNA from Mytilus californianus (California mussel), 648 nucleotides. RefSeq names its product complement C1q-like protein 3. The record is from RefSeq and is a predicted model, not a curated record. Lineage: Eukaryota; Metazoa; Mollusca; Bivalvia; Mytilida; Mytilidae. The coding region runs from base 58 to 630 and encodes 190 amino acids. Gene Ontology annotation, molecular function: protein binding. The transcript has 3 exons.
UGUUUAGUAUUUUGACAUUACAAGUGUCUAAUUCACUGACAAAUUAGCAAACUGUGAAUGAGACUUUAUCCAACCAAUAUGUUGUCAUAUGUAAUUUUGGCUGUAACUCUAUUAUGGAGUUGUUAUCAUGUAGAGGCUGGCCAAUGUGAUUCUGUGCAAGGAAAGACAACAUGUAUAACAGAAGAUCUUUUAAAAAUGUUGAUGGGAAUGAAUAAAUGUUCCUGUAAAAGCCACAGACAGGGAGCAGUAUUUUUUGCUUUCCUGAAGGCAACUACAACUUUUGCUGGAAAUGAUGUACUAAAGUUUGAUGAAGUGACAACAAAUAUUGGUGGAGCAUAUAAACCUGGUACAGGAAUAUUUACAGCACCUCAAGGUGGAGUCUACAUGAUAUCGUGUGUCAUGAUGGGAGCUUCUUCAUCACAUAUCCACUAUUAUUUGUACAAAAACAACAACAUGUUCUCAAAGGGGUUCACCAGCAGGUCAACUGUUCAUCAUGCCAGCCCCAGCACUAAUAACUGGAUUGUUGAGCUAGAAAAGGGGGAUCAAGUGUACAUCAAACAUAGAAUAAGUGGUAGAGAAACAGUCCAUGGAGGUCAUCAUUCUUAUUUUUCUGGUUUUCUUAUACAAUAAAUUAAUUUUAUUACUUCA